AGAGAUUUUAUAUUAAGUAUAUUCUCCGAUUUUUAUUUAUUUAUGCCAAUAAUUACAAUACCAUCAAAAGUCUUUGCUGAUAGUGAAAAUUUAAGAUGUAUUUAUCUUAAAUACGAUAAAUUAAAGACUGACAACAAAGGAAGAUGCGAAGUUGAUAUAUAUAAUAUGCCACAUUACUUUAAUAAUGAUUGUAUAUACAAAUUUUUAGAUCCAAAAAUGAAGAUUAAAAUACAAAAUAAACUAGAUGAAAAAUUAAUAUCAGUGCAAUUUAAAAAUAAAAAUUCCAUGUUGAGAGCACUAAAAACUUUAUUCAAAUCUAGUUAUUCAUCUCAGAAUCCAUUAAUCAUAUUUGAAAACAAGAAUAAAGCUAUAGUUGGAUUUAAAAAAUGGUGUGAUGAUUACAAGAAUUCUGAAGUUAAAGAUUCCUGGCGAUUAAAUCAGUGCAUUAAUCAAUAUAUGUACAAAUAUGAACAACAAUCACAAAAGGAAAUAUCAGAAGCAGAGCUUAAAAGAGUUAAUGAACAAAAUACGGAAGAAGGUUGGAUAACUGUUACCUCCAAGAGCAAAAAUGCUAAGAAAUUUAAAUCAAUUAGUAGAAAGAAAGAUUUCUACCUCAAAAAAUUGAAAACCAAAAAGGACAAAAAAAAUCCACAGUUUUACAAUUUCCAGAUCAAACAAUCAAAAUUGAAUCAUUUGAUUGAAUUGAAACAAAAAUUUACAGAAGAUAAGGCGCGGAUAGCUGAAAUGAAGGCCAAAAGGAAAUUUAGGCCGUUAUAAAGAUGAAAAAAUAUUUGUUUUUUAUGAAUUUUUUUUGAUUUAUAAUAUAUAAAAAUUGUUUAUUCCUUUUCGAAAAAAACUUUAUAAAUUUGGAAAAUUCAGUUGGAAAUUCCUUAAGUCUCUCUUGAUUCUAAGUAAAGUCUUUAAUUGUUAAAUAGGAAAAAAUAACACGAAUGGUUGGAUGGGCAUAACUCGCCCAUAUUUUAAAAUUGUCAUAUAUCAACCCUAUAUUGAGCUUUGAUAAGACAUUUACUAAGUUAACUUAAAAUUAAUUAUAA
Molecule: messenger RNA, 1055 nt
Organism: Gordionus sp. m RMFG-2023
Lineage: Eukaryota; Metazoa; Nematomorpha; Gordioida; Chordodea; Parachordodidae
Product: ribosomal RNA-processing protein 7 homolog A-like
Exons: 8
Coding region: 43-777 (244 amino acids)
Biological process (GO): rRNA processing; ribosomal small subunit assembly
Cellular component (GO): CURI complex; UTP-C complex
Source: RefSeq, a predicted model, not a curated record